Molecule: messenger RNA, 1005 nt
Organism: Theileria equi strain WA
Lineage: Eukaryota; Apicomplexa; Aconoidasida; Piroplasmida; Theileriidae
Product: signal peptide containing protein
Exons: 1
Coding region: 1-1005 (334 amino acids)
Source: RefSeq, a predicted model, not a curated record
AUGGCAAUUCGUCCGGUGUUAGCCUUCUCUACUCUCUUGUCAUUGUUCUUCCUUCUUCCGUCGGUUCAUUCCAAGGACGUCAUCUUGGACAUUUCAGCGGAACCUCAAGAAUCCAUAACUCGAAUCUAUCACGCUGCAAGAGGGAUUUCAUACUACAUUUACACUCCGAAUCUGGGUUAUUCCGUGGUUGAGGUGAGGGAUGGACAAGAGACGCUCUGGAAGGUCGCCAGAGAUGACCAUACGCUCAUGGACGUGGUAGUGCAUAUUAUCAAUGAAAAACCGGUUCUUAUCCGCAUAUUCUCAACAGGAAGACCGUCUUUCAACUUUAAAUACUUUAAAGCAAGACUUGAAGGCCCGGAAUUACUUGCAUGCAGAAGAAGGUCAGAGGGAGAUUGUCUACCAUAUCGUGGCACCGGCAGGAGACUGAGCGCAGACGAGACUGGAGAAUGCAGCAAACACACGACAGGAUUAAUCACGAGAAUAGCUCAUAGAGCCAGGAGGGGAAGUAUAACUAAAGAGAAACAAAGUGACCACCACGAGAGGAUGUCACCUCAUGAAGAAGAACCAGAGUCCCAUAGAGAAAAAUGGACAAGCAUAACAGAGGAAGAGUACUAUCACGAGUAUAAUGAGCUGGAAGUUCCCAAAACUCUCGACCUGAAAGAGCCCCUAGACGAGGAAGUAUUCAGGAAGUGCACCUGGAAACCGUUUGGAGUUAACUCGAGCAUUUACACCCCUCGCGGCAAGUUUGCCAUUGGAAAAAUCACAGAAAGUGAAAGGGUAGUCUGGGAAUCAAAGGGACAUGGAGAAAAAUGCACCUCAUUGGCUGUUUACGGAGAGGAGAAUAACCCGAGAUUUUUCGUCCUCUUCCUCCAGAGAGGGAGCACAAUCAGCAAACUAUACCUUGAAAAGAAGGCCGAAUAUAUCGAGAUUAAUGAGGAUAUAUUUUAUAAAAAAAUUGCCAAGCUGGAAUGGAGAAUGGUAAAGGAACCCAAACAGCAAUGGUGA